AUGUCCAACCAAAGCUCUGUGUCUGAGUUCAUCCUCCUGAGAUUCUCUGAUGCUUGGGAGUUGGAGAUAUUGUAUUUUUUCAUGUUCCUAGUCAUUUACCUGACAGCCCUGAUUGGAAACCUUCUCAUCAUCGUGGCUGUAGUCCUUGACCACCAUCUCCACAACCCUAUGCACUUCUUCCUGAUGAAUCUGUCCAUCCUGGACGUCGGAACCAUUUCAGUCAUCAUCCCCAAAGCCAUGGCCAACUCGUUGCUGAACAUCAGAACUAUCUCCUCCUCUGGGUGUGCCACCCAAGUGUUUUUUUUUGACUUCUUAGUGGGAGCAGAUCUUUCCCUUCUCACUGUCAUGGCAUAUGACCGCUAUGUUGCCAUCUGCAAGCCCUUGCACUAUGAGAUGGUCAUGAACAGAAGAGCAUGUGUCCAAAUUGCAUCCACUGCGUGGGUAGCAGGGAUGCUCAACUCAGCCAUUCACACAGGGAAUAUGUUUGCAUUGACCUUCUGUGGAGGCAAUGUGGUGGACUUGUUCUUCUGUGAAAUCCCUCAGCUUCUCAAGCUCUCCUGCUCAGACACAUAUUUCAGGGAACUUUGUUUGAUAUUAUUUAGUUUCUGCUUAGUUUUGUGCUGUUUUAUUCUCAUUAUUGCAUCCUACAUUCAGAUCUUCAGGGCAGUGUUGAGAAUCCCCUCAGAGCAGGGCCGGCAUAAGGCCUUUUCCACCUGCAUCCCUCACCUUGUUGUGGUAUCUUUGUUUGUUUUUUGUCUUAUAUUUGCAUACUUAAAACCUACCUCCCGCACCCCAUCAGGACUGGAUCUCAUAGUGGGUGUCAUAUACUCAGUAGUGCCCCCCACAAUGAAUCCCAUCAUUUACAGCAUGAGGAACAAGGAGAUCCUUGCUGCUCUGAGGAAACUUGCUCACUGUCUGUUCUUUACUGACCACCAAAUGCUUCUCCUUCCUCAGUGA
Molecule: messenger RNA, 957 nt
Organism: Alligator sinensis (Chinese alligator)
Lineage: Eukaryota; Metazoa; Chordata; Crocodylia; Alligatoridae
Product: olfactory receptor 14A16-like
Exons: 1
Coding region: 1-957 (318 amino acids)
Biological process (GO): G protein-coupled receptor signaling pathway
Cellular component (GO): membrane
Molecular function (GO): olfactory receptor activity; G protein-coupled receptor activity
Source: RefSeq, a predicted model, not a curated record